UUCUGGCCUGCAUAUUUCCCAGCGAAUACUGUGUUUUUUAUGUGUUGUCUCAUUGUGAAUUAUUUAUAAACAUUCUCAAGUGUUUUCUGGUAAUAAGGCGAGGUGAAAAUCAUUUUGUUAGCAGAUAAAGUGUUGUAUAAAUAAAGAGUUAGCAAUGUAAUGUUUAGCCAGGAAAUCUAUAAUUUGUGAUAGUACUUCAUACUGGAUGUAUAUUUACAUGUUCAGUUUAUUCAGAGAGGAAUUUUUGAAAAAAAACUACAGCCUUUUCUUCUCAGUUUUGGAAUUUAGCUUGAAAUUAUUUUUAGUUGACCAGGAGAUUCAAUGAUAACCCUAGAGAGAAGCAGCACGAGUUUGUGCACAUGACAACCAGGCUCGAUGUGGCUCAUCUUACAAACAAUGGGAUGUGGUCGCAGUAAGCAGCACUCUCCCAAACUUGAUGCCGAGGAGAGGGAACAUAUCAACAGUAAGGAGAAAAACAAUGGAAAGAAGAAAAAAUCUAAAGGUGAAAAUAAAGAAAAUAAAGAAGCAACAAGCCAGCCAAAGUCAAAGAGCAAGAUGUCACCUGUAAAAACCAUAGUUAACUCAUUGAAACCACCUCCACCAAACCCCAACCUAAAUGGAUCACCCAAACUGACAACCCUUCACUUAGAUGUUGAAUAUCCAGUUUAUAAACAAAAAGAAAUGGAUCGUCUAGCGGUUCCACCGAACAAAGAAGUAAAAGAAUUUCGAGGGAAGCAAAAUUUCAGGGUGACCCACAGUCAGAUUGCCUUCUUUGAAAUGCUUGAUAAAAAAAUUGAACAGGGUGAUGACUACCACUCUGAUUGCAGUAUAGAAAUAUCCACUCCUGAGGAUAGCUAGACCAUCAUCAUCAUUAUCAUCAUCAUCAUCAUCAAUCAUCAUCAUCAUCAUCACCAUCAUGGUUGUAAAAAUGUGCUUUUAUGUUCAUGACAACACCUACAGAUAUACAUGUAGAAGUUGAAAAUAUACAUUGUGAUAUGUGAGGGUCCAGCAAAUUGGACCCAAGCAGAAAAUGGUGCAGAAAAUACUUUAAAAGACACCAAAGUUCACUCAUUUUUACAUGUGACUUGCUCAUUCAAGCAUACAAGAUUAGAAAUAGGAGUUGGAACAGUUAUAACAAAACUGCUGGGAGAGGAGGUGGUAAAGAGGAGAUACUGAGAAGAUAUGGAAAAUUGAAGAAUAGUGCAAGUGAUAAAAUGAAGUUAUUUUAGCAGUGUCAUUGCUUACAUCAUCUACAAGAGCAUUUGAUUUUGGUGAUACUUGUGUUAUAUUUGUGUGUAAUGUAAUUGUAAAUGCGUAAUUAAUCAAGCCAUAUUUGUCUGCAUUUGUAUUAAUUUAAAAUCUCAAUUACUAUUUAUUGUGCUUCGAUAUUACCGAGAUGCAAUUAAUAAUCAUAAGUGAAAAUAAGAUACUUGAAUAUCCCGUUGAGGGGUAAAAUGCUUUACACAGGGUAACAAGGAUGAAUUCGGGAAUAUUUAGUAUAUAUAUGAAGUUAAGAGCACUUAAUAACUACUUAAAGGAAAGAAUGGUUCAUAAAUUACAUUAUUUUAGCUAUUGAUAGGAACUAUAAUGUAUUGAGGUAGAAGUGAAGCUGUAUAAAACUUAUUAAAAUAAAAAUGUAUCUACAGCUACAGUCCUAGACUGAUAACCAUUUAAGGAAUUGGGCUUGUAAUGACUCUCGUCAAUUUCUGUGUGAUAAUUAUUCCCGGUUGACAUUUCUUCAGGCAGAAAUCUAGCUCAAUGUGAACAAGACUUUUCAUAAAAAUUGGAGAAUGCAGAAAUCAGAAAUGAGCCACACCAUGGGAAAACCAACAUAGUGCAUUUGCAACCAGCAUGGAUCCAGACCAGACUGCGCAGUCUGGUCAGGAUCCAUGCUGUUCGCUUUCAAAGCCUAUUGCAAUUAGAGAAACUGUUAGCGAACAGUAUGGAUCCUGACCGGACUGCGCAGAUGUGCAGGCUGGUCUGGAUCCAUGCUGGUCGCAAAUGCACUAUGUUGGUUUUCUCAUGGUGCGGCUCAAAUAGAGAAGACAAAAUUUGAGGAUUAUCAUUAAGAGCCCACUACCGUUAUACUGAGCCUAUAAUCAUACUUAUUGAAAUGAAUUAUAUUGAUACAUGUGUACUGUUUAUAUAUAUAUAUAUAAAAUACAUGGUGCAUUUAACAGCUGGCUGUAUUUCUGUGCCACCACCCUGUUCUGUACAAUGAAAAUUUUUCCUACUUUCUGUCUGCCUCUCCCUGACUGGUUACACAUACAAGAAUGUUUAACACGUCAGAGGUGAACAAAACAUCAGUUUAUGCCAGGUAGUUGUUAUGUUUUAUAGCAUCUGUAAAUUCUUGUUUAAGAUUAAUGUCAGUAUACUUACCUUCUCAACUCCAAUACAUGUAUAUGCACUAAGAACAAACAAAUAGUACAAUAAGACAGUCAGUGCCAUGGUGCUUCAGCAUAUAUAUUUUACAUCAGUUUUAGAGAAAAUAGAAACAGCCAGUGACAAUAACACUUUCUAAAACUCAGACCAGAACUGACGCUCUAAAAGAAGCUUUGGUCAGAUAUCACUUUCAUUGAUACAAACUGUACUGUGGAGGUUAGAGGUGAAAUGACCUACCCUUACACUGCUAAACAUGAAGGAAGUGUCAUUUCAAUACAAAACAUAGUCUUACUUAAUUUCAGACUUUAAUUAAAGAAUUUUAUUUGUUUGAAACGCAAAAUUAAUGACACUGCUUUAAGACAUACAGUAAUACACACAGAAUACAGUUCUUUAUAUAAGUUAGAAAAUUAUUAACACUUCAAUCUUUCUUGCAGUGUUUCUUGCGACUACUAUAGUUUUAUUAUCAUUGAAACUAGAAGUUGGAUAAAACAGUCAAAACCGUAGUAUGAAGACUAUCAAGUUAAAAGCAUUUUCAACUCAGAAGUUUUUAUAGAUAGCAAAGCACUUAAAUGUCUUAAAUUUUCUGUACCAGUAGCAUUCUGACUUAACUUUAUUUCUUACUUAGGCGGUUUGUUCGGAUGUUUCACAGGUUAACUGCUGAGAUAUAUAUUGUAGCACAAUUAACCUGCAUCAUGCUGGACACAAUUGAUUCUGCCUUUGCAACCAGUGUAGAUCAUGAUCAGCCUGCACAUCUGAGCAGUCUGAUCUUGAUCUGCACUGUGCGCUAUUCAUUCAGUGUCUUUUAGGGAAGCACUCCUUUUAUCAGUUAAUGGUACUAUCCAUAUUGAAAGAUCGGCUAGUUCAUUAUAGAAAUUUAGCAGGGUAAGGGGUUAAGAGAGCAGAAUAAACUGUAAUAUGAUAUUAUUUAAUUGACUUAUAAUUUUACAAUGAAUUGACAGUCAUCAAGCUUUUAUUGUACUAGAUAGUCUUAUAAUGACCCUUGAAUAAGGUAAAUAACAGGUGAAACAAAGUCAAUACUGAUAAAAGUAUGGCAGUGUUCUCAUCAACCUUAUCAUUGUUUGAACUGUAUACACACCUGAAUAGUUUCCCUUGAGAAUUGAUUGACACAGGUACACUGGUUUCAGUUCAGGACAAACUAGAUACUGUGUAUUAUUGAUGACUCUAUAUCAUAUUUGCUCAAAGUCUUGGCCUGCAUAGGCUAUCUAGAAUUUAUGUUUCCAUGAGCAAAGUCACGAUACAGAGAAAAAAUACAAUUAUCUCUAAUCUUGGGUGGAAAAAGGACCCUGGAAUAACACUGCUGAAUUUAUGUUUGAUCAUUUCAAUGACCAUUUGUUGACCGUAUCUACUAAUUUACUGCUACUUGGUACUAUUCAUGGGCAAGUAAUUUUGAUGGAUUUUGUGCUGAUGUCACUCCAUGAAAUCAAAUUCCGAAGAAAAAAAAGUCCCAUUUUUUCAUAUCUUCAGAUAUUUAUUUCCCUACAAGGAGCUGUAUUAUUCAGAACCAUGAAAUUUCAUGCUCACACAAAGAAUUUAUUUAACCUACCCUUGGUUAAUCAAAGACUAUGGGAUGAUUCCAAACUUGUUUGUUUUGGCCUAUAGGGUAUUUUGCUCAUUUUCAAGCUUCCAAGAACAGCUCACUGUAAGAAUCAAGUGCAUUAUGAAGAUUAUACAUUCACCUGCUUUAUAUGGAACACUAAAGCUCAUUACAUUAGUAGGUUACAAAACAUGUUUUGAAACCAGUCUGCAAAACCCAGCAUCUGACUGGUUGUUUUCAGUACAAUGUUAACAUUCGCCAGUAGUGAUCUAGUCACCAAAUUCAGUUUUAAAAUAUUGAUUAACAAAAAGGAGGUUGCACUAUAAAAUAAGUAAUUGAUUGAAGGCUCAAGAUUUGUUACACGCUCAGACAAUGUGUUUGUUUUUCUGCAAGAUUUUGAUAUGUGGAAAUUUAGAUAUUAUUUAUUUAUAAAUUGUAUUUAUAUUAAUAGAAUCAAACAUUUACAGUUCAGGAGGGCAUGUUAGUUUUCUUUUAUAAUGAAUCAUGUUGUUAUUUUAGCUAGAAAUCUACACAGAUUUUCAUUGUGUAAAAUCUAUUAAGAAAAAACAAGAAAAAUAUUAUUUUGUAUAAAGUGUUGUAAGAUAAUAUCAUCAUUGCUUAAAAGAAAUGUCUGUAGUCUUGACCAGUAUAUAAAAUUAUACGAACCUAUUUUCUGUGAAACAAAUGCUUUUUAUUGACCUGAAUGAUAUAAAAAGUUAACAUUAACUUGGACAUCUCUUAUACAUUUGUACAUGUUUUAUGUUUGUACAUAAUGAUUAUAUACAUGCAUAUUACUAUUGGAGUAUGGGCCAGAGGCCUAAAUUACUACAAAGAUUUGAUUUAAUUUUAUUUGAUUUAAAAAGAUAAUGCAUUAUUGCACUAAAAUGAAUAAUGAAAUAAAGGAAUUACUGAUUCAUUGUUAUAGUUUAAAGAAUAAUCUGUCAUUUGGUAUGUUGAAUUAACCUUUAGCCUGCUUAGCUGACAGCAAGUGAUUUUGCCUUUGCAACAGUGCAAACCAAGAUCAGCCUGCAGGUCUCUGCACAGAUGUGCAGGCUGAUCAUGGUCUGCACUGUUCACUAUUUAGUCAGUAAACCCUUUCAAAUAAUAAAUGGUAUUGCCCAAAUUGAACGAUGGACCAGUCCAUUUUAGAAAUAUAGCAGGCUAAAGGUUAAGAAUUGGUUAGUUGAGCAUCCGUGUAUGUAUACUGCUUUAUAACAGACAGCCUUGCUCAUCUAUUAUUUUUGUUUCUCUUAUAAGUUGAAAUUGAAACAUGAUACUGAUAUGUAUAGAUGUUCCACCAUGUACAGGUGCAAGCUCUGUAAUGAAAAUAUAAAUUAAAUAUUUAAUGAAUUCUGCAAUAGAACAUAGAAAUUUCUGUGCAGUUUUGCUUAUUUUCUGACGUGUGUAUUUUACAUAUUUUCAAAGUUUUGAUGUUUUAUUUAUUUGCAUAUAUGUAGGAACUCUUGAUAUGCAUUUGUAAUAACCAUUAGUUUAUGAGUGGGAGUAAAAUAGGGUGCUUGUUUAACCUAGCAGGUAUGUACGUUUAAUGAUAAAUCUAAUAUAUGUAUAUACCAAAAUCUUUCUUUCAAAGCUUUUUGUUAUUUUUACAUUACACUAUCUCCUAGACUAUGUUUGUCUGUUUAAGAAAUAAUAUAUCCCAAACAGUGAUUUGUCAUUGAAUAAAAUCAUUGUUUGGAGUUUAGAUGUGAAGGAAUUGUGCCCUUGUGAUAUAAUAAUAUGCAUUUAAAGGACAAACAGUGAUUUUCAAGAGUAGAUCACUGUUUGAUAUAUAUAACACAAUAUGAAGGAUUAUUAUGUACAGCUUUGACAACAUCCAUAAAAAAUUUACAUAUUUUCUGUUGGUUUCUUUUCCAUCGCGCCGCUAUGCUGUUAGAUGCGAUGACUUAUUUAAUGUCAGAAGAAUGAAUUGUUGUAUAAUAAUACACAAUUAUCAGCCUUCUUUGUCUAAUGGGAAAACAAAUUGGGUCGUGUUAGAAUCUAUUAUAACUACAUUGUACACUGUAUGAGCCAGUCUGUAUCCUAUGUCUAAUAAUUAUAUUAUGAUAUUCUUACCCUCAUUUUCCUGCAAAGACUGGCUUAAAGUUAAAUAAGAGGGGACUCCAUGGCCGAGUGGUUAUGGUCACUGACUUCAAAUCACUUGCCCCUUCAUCAAUGUGGGUUAGAGCCUCACUUGGGGUGUUGAAGUCUUCAUGUUAGGAAGCCAUCCAGCUUGCUUACAGAAGGUUGCUGGUUCUACCCAGGUGCCCGCCUGUGAUGAAAUAAUGCACAGUGGAGCAACUAGGGUCUACCUCCACCAUCAAAGAUGGAAAGUCACCAUUUGACCUAUAAUAGUGUCAGUUCAACAUUAAACCCAACAAAAUAAAUAAAUAAAUAAAGUUAAAUAAACAUUUUUUUUUGUUCAUAUUCUUUUAUUAUGUGCAGCAACACAUUAAAACACAUUUUCAGCUAAAGGGAGGUAACCAGAAAAAGAUCAUUUUCCAGCUAGAAUUCUACAGAAAGCUGUUUGAUACAGUAUUUAUUUUUAUGUGUCAGCAAGACAUAAUGUGUAUAUGCUUAAUUUACUUUAGGAAAAAUGUUUGGUGUCAAAAAAGACACAAUGAGUAUACACUUGAGUUACUGAAAUGAAGUACAAUGCAUGGUAUAUCUGUGAUGCCAGAUGUGUAUAGCAAUCAUUUAGAAGAUUAUUAUUGCGUUAUCUUACAUUAUUUAUGCUCCCUGUCUAGGAGACAGAUUGUAUAUCUGGUACUUUUAUUUGCAGAAACUGUGUCAUAGCACACUUUUAGAUAAUUUGUAUUACUUACACUGUAAGAUGUUCAAUAUUGUUGUAAAUGUGGAACUCAGUCUUUUCAUUGUUUUUCUUUUUUUUCAAAGAAUUUCAUCGCAGUCGAAUUUGGUGAUGAAGUAAGAGGCAUUAGGUUUAUGACGUUGUUUAUAAAAUAAAGUUGCCACAUAGCUUUUGGCCGAUUAUUGCGUAAUAACAAUAUUUGAAACAAUGUUUCUCAACAAAUGAAAGCAAGUUGUUCAGUUUCUAUAUAUAAUUGUUUAUAUACAUGUUCCUUUCCAUUUUAUAGUACACAGCAUUUUCUUUGUUUCGUUAAAUAUACCUCAUUAUUGUAUAAUUAGUUUCUCUGUAGUGCAAUACACAAGCUAAUUUUGUAUUAUACAAAAAUUAUUUUUUCUUUAUGUUUCUUCAUCUGUUUUAGUCAAAUAUUUAACUUUUUGUUAAGUUUUAGUCCGAAAAAUGCCAGAAAUUGUUACAAAAAUUGCUCUUGUUAAUUUUACAAGUAUGUGUAUGGUUAAAAGGAAAUGUAACAUUAUUAUGUUAAUAAUUGUUCCUAGUAAGUCUUCAUAAAUUAUUUAAGGCUGUCAAAAGUUGUCAGAAUUGUCUCAAAAAUAAGAAACUUACAACCAUUUCAAUGUUUGAUCAGAAUGGUAGCUAUUUUGCAUCGAUGGCAGUGUAAAAUGAAAUGUUGUAUUUAGUUUAUUUCAACUGUGAUUUCAUAAUUCAGAACACUUUUUUUCAAGCAGGGUGAAAAAAAACUGUCAUGCUUGUGAGAUUAUAUAUAGAAAUUUGGUGUUUGCUAAAAUGAAAAGUUGAUACCUGUAGUUGUAUUAUAAACAAACAAAUUACCUAAGUCUGCAGUAUCCUGAGAUAGUUCAAAAUAAGCUUUCUAGUGUCUGUCUGUUCAUUGUCAUAGUUUAGUCUGUUUAAUAAUUAGUAACUUUGACUUCAUCAUAACAUGAUUCAUAGAUAGAUUGCAAUGAUAGGAAGUGUUUAGCAUAUGUGUACACCAGUCCCACCACCACCCCCGAUUUGGUAAAUGUGUGUGUACAGGUUUAACAUCUUUUCAACAAUUUUUCAGUCUUAUAAAUGACAGUGUCUACUUGUAUCAGUGAGCACAAUGCCCAACUUUAUAGUACUGCCUCAAUGGAAUUCAGGCCAUAGACAUAUGACAUGAUACCCCACCCAGUCACAUUAUACUGACACCGGGCUGACCAGUCCUGAUUUGGUAAAGAAAAAUACACUGACAGAUUGUUAAAACAAAUAGUCUCAAGUUUCUGAUGUAAACAUACUUGGACUCUGUAUUUUAUUUACUAUGAAAUAAAGACACGGCCAGAAAUUGCAGAUGGAAUAACGAGUUUCCUUUCUAUAAAGUGUUGUUUUUUAGCUCAACUAUUCGAAGAAUAGGGGAGCUAUCCUACUCGCCCUGGCGUUUGCGUGUCAGUGUUAGCGUCACACAAAUGUAAAAGUUUGCGUACCACCCCAAAUAUUUUCAAAGUCCAUUGAGAUAUUGCUUUCAUAUUUUGCAUACUUGUUUACCAUCAUGACCCCAGUCAGUAAACAGGAGCAAACAACUCUGUCGAGCAUUUUGAUUGAAUUAUGGCUCUUUUUCGACUUAGAAUAUGCUUAUUGUAAUGUUAAAGUUUGCGUACCACCCCAAAUAUUUUCAAAGUCCAUUGAGAUAUUGCUUUCAUAUUUUGCAUACUUGUUUACCAUCAUGACCCCAGUCAGUAAGCAGGAGCAGACAACUCUAUCGAGCAUUUUGACUGAAUUAUGGCUCCUUUUCCACUUAGAAUAUGCUUAUUGUAAUGUUAAAGUUUGCGUACCACCCCAAAUAUUUUCAAAGUCCAUUGAGAUAUUGCUUUCAUAUUUUGAAUACUUUUUUACCAUCAUGACCCCAGUCUGUAAACAGGAGAAAAUAACUCUAUCAAGCAUUUUGACUAAAUUUAUGGGCCCCUUUUUGACUUAGAAUAUGUUAUGUGAUGUUAAAGUUUGCGUACCACCCCAAAUAUUUUCAAAGUCCAUUGAGAUAUUGCUUUCAUAUUUUGCAUACUUAUUUACCAUCAUGACCCUAGUCUGUAAAAAGGAGGAGGCAACUCUAUCAAGCAUUUUGACUGAAUUAUGGCCCCUUUUCGACUUAGAAUAUGCUUAUUGUAAGGUUAAACUUUUACUCAUAGCUUAUAUUAUACUAUCAAGCACUGAGAAUAGUCAAGCGCGCUGUCAACUGACAGCUCUUGUUUCAAUCUGUCUUUUGAUUGUUGAAAAAGUACAGAUAUACAAAACAAUUUGAUUAUUUCGAAGCUGGUAUCAUACAUGUUUUGAAUAGAGUGUUUCCUUUUGGAUCAUAUUUUGAUGUUCUUUUAUUGAUAUAUUUUUAAAUAAUCAGGUUUAAAAAUGUAGAAGACAACAAUAAUUUCAUUUGGAAGAUUUUUGUGUAUUUACCCAAGGUAUGUGCUGAGUGGGCUAGUCUUGUUAAUAUGUGAUCAAUUUCAUUCAUUCACAGAGCAUUUCAACACAGAGAUAGAUUGUAUGUGUUUUAGUUAUAUCAAAGGCUACUACUUCAAAUAUGAAUAUAAAAGAAUAAUGUGACAUUUUAUUUUUACUCUUUCCUCAACAAAAAUGUUAUUAAUUAUUUCCUGUGUUUUAUUAGUGUUGAUAAUUAACUAGUCUGUAUUAGAACUAUUAAUGUUAAAAAUAUUGUAUUGUCUUAUUGAUUUACUGUCAGAACUUUGAUCUUGACUUUGUUAUAAAUAAAUGAUGAUUUCAAGCUA
Mercenaria mercenaria is the source of this 9511-nucleotide messenger RNA. RefSeq lists its product as uncharacterized. NCBI's taxonomy places the organism in Eukaryota, Metazoa, Mollusca, Bivalvia, Venerida, Veneridae. Bases 376 to 858 code for a protein of 160 amino acids. The record is from RefSeq and is a predicted model, not a curated record. The transcript has 5 exons.